CCCUCUUCUUUGUGGGUUAUAAAGGAGCUCUAUGGAGAGAUACACAGUCCACAAAGUCAUAGGUGAAGGAUCUUUCGGUCGGGCUUUGUUAGUCCAAUGUAAAUCCACUAAGAAGAAAUAUGUGGUCAAGGAAAUCCAGCUGCCGAAGAAUCAGUCCAAAUUUGAGAGCACCAGGAGAGAAGCCGUCCUCCUGUCCAAACUGAAGCAUCCCAAUAUUGUGGCCUUCUGGGAGGCAUUUGAAGCUGAUGACCUCCUGUGUAUUGUGAUGGAGUACUGCGGUGGAGGAGACCUGCUUCAGAGGAUCCAGCAACAGAAAACUGUGCAGUUUUCUGUUGAUGAUAUCUUGAAGUGGUUUUCACAAAUGUGUGCUGGUGCAAAACAUAUCCAUGAUAAGCGGGUUUUGCACAGAGAUCUGAAGUCUAAGAACAUUUUCCUGACAGAUAAUGGGACAAUCAAGCUCGGGGACUUUGGCUCAGCAUGUAUUCUGAACAGCUCAAAGGCUUAUGCUCAUGCAUAUGUUGGGACCCCAUAUUAUGUCGCUCCAGAAAUCUGGGACAACAAGCCAUACAACAAUAAGAGUGAUGUGUGGUCUCUGGGCUGUGUUCUCUACGAGCUCUGCACCCUGCGACACCCGUUCCAGGCGCCCAGCUGGAAGAGCCUGAUUUUUAAGGUGUGUCGGGGUACGUACCCUCCCCUGCCAAAUCACCUGCCUUAUGAGCUGCAGUAUUUGGUCAAGCAGAUGUUUAAGACAAAUCCAAAAGACAGGCCGUCCCUGCACACCAUCCUCACUUCUCACCGUGUUUCCAGACUGCUGCGCACACAUCUGCCCCCCCAGGCGAUAGAGGCGGAGGAACAUGGAAGGCGUUCCGGGCGAUGGAACAGAGAAGAGGGAAAAAAGGUGGUCAGUGUUCUGGGAGAGAAGAGCUUAAUGAAAACAUCAACAUUUGAAGGCAUGGAGUCAGAUGAGGUGUCCUGUGAAAGCAAAGAGCCCGACCCUCGAAAGCAGUGGGCUGCUGAGCCAUCGGACUCUGUGCUGCAGAUGUUGGCCAAUGCCAGCCUCAUCUCAUCUGACAGCAUGGCAUCAACCGGCCAGACCAUCACAGGUUCUACUGCUAAAAGUGCGUCAGAGGAGCCAGAGAACAGCAAGCAGAGGAGAAGAUGGGAGAAAGAUCCUCCCGAGAGGCUUCUGAGCGCAUUGGAGAAGGCUGGAAUUAGCCGAGCCUUCAGCACCUUUUUAAUCCACAGAGGAGCUGACAAUCCUUUGGUUGGACCCCUCUCCCAGCCACAAGGUGACGACAUUGAUGGCCUGAAACAGGAAGUGUUGCUAGACGAGGACCGCCUGCAUCCACGCUCUGAUGACGAGGACACGGACUUUGAGGAAGAAUCUUCAUGUGACUGGAUAGAUGAAGUUGAGAAAAUGUUUUCAGAACACUAAAGCCACGUUCAUUCAGAGCCUA
Scomber japonicus (chub mackerel) is the source of this 1457-nucleotide messenger RNA. It is a transcript of the gene nek3, whose product is annotated as NIMA related kinase 3. Gene Ontology annotation, molecular function: protein kinase activity; ATP binding. The transcript is spliced from 13 exons. NCBI's taxonomy places the organism in Eukaryota, Metazoa, Chordata, Actinopteri, Scombriformes, Scombridae. Gene Ontology annotation, biological process: protein phosphorylation. The coding region runs from base 32 to 1435 and encodes 467 amino acids. The record is from RefSeq and is a predicted model, not a curated record.